ACCACCCCUUCUCCGUGACGUCAAUUCCUGCCCCUCCCUCGCGGGAGCCAAUGGCGCGAGACGCCGUUGCCAUGGCAGCGGCCCGGGAGCCCGGCUAAGGUUUGCUGGGUAUCCCAGGAGCGGCAGGCUCGCCGGGGGCAGCUCCAUGAGCCGACCAUACACGGGGGCUGAGGCUGCCACGCCGGAGACUGGGACUGAAGAGCUGGACACAGGAAGCCAGGUACCUGGAUGAGCCUCUAACCCUGAGCCCCAGAGCCCACAGGCAAAUCUGAGAGCUGGGCCCACUCAGACGUCCACCUCCACCGGGAGGCACCUGUGCAGAGGUUGGAUUUCAGCCUAGGAGCAACUGGGCAGAUCGGUGUUUUCAGAAGCUUCCUCCAGCAGCAGCCACGUGGCUCUGGAUAACAGGGAUCCUCUCCACCCUCCCCAGGAGCCACAAGGAUGGCGCACCUGCUGGGCAGCCAAGCCUGCAUAGACAGCCUGCGCAGGGACCUUACCGACCUGCAGGGUGCCAUUGUGGACGUGUUCUCACGCGCCGGGCCUGUGCGCUUCCCCUCCUGGAAGUUCCCCGACCGCGUGGCCUGUGACCUGGACAUGGUGGCCCUGCUAGAGCACUAUGACCAUGUGCCGGGUGACCCCGAGUUCACGCAGCUGUCCCAUGCUGUUCUGCUGGAGCUGGUCAUCGACAGGCUCCUGCUGCUGCUUCAGAGCUGUGCAAGCUACUUGGAGAACUUGAGCUUGGAGCAGACGGUGCCCCCGGCCCGGGCUGUGGGGCCCUGCAUGUCCGUGGGGCUCACGGUGCAGCGCUUCUGGAACAGCCUGCUAAGGCUGGGCAUGCUCAACCAGCAGGCAGCCCCACUGAAAAGGGCAAACCAAGGGGAGACCUCCACCUCCAAGCCCACAGCCAAGGGCGAGCCAGACAGGAGCCCGGAAUCUGUGACUGCCAAGCUCAUCAAAGCCUCCCCAAAGCCAGGCUCGCCCCAGACCUGCCAAGAGCUGGACAGCACCCCCGUCAGAGUCUCCCUGCAGUGUCCAGCCAGGACGGCCGAGAGAACCAGAAGCGUCCAGUCCCAGACUGUGGAGACAGCCCUGGUGCCCUGUGAUGCCUGCACUAGCGUCCAGGGCAGCCUGCGGGAGGUGGGCAAGGUGGUCAUCAGCCUGUGUCAGAGCCAGAACUUGCCCUCGUCCUUAGGCCAGUUCCAGCACCUGGUUCAGGACAGCAUGGGCCUCAGGCCACUGCCAGCCGCCACCGUGGGCCACUGGGCGGCAGAGCAGAGCAAAGACCUGACGCGCCUUGGCAAGCACGUGGGGGCCCUCACGCAGCUUGUUGGGCCCCUCAGGGCCCAGCUGGAGGAGGCUGAGGGGCAGAAGGACAGACUGAGGAAGCAGGUGGGUGAGCUGGAGCAGGCCCUGCAGCAGGAGCAGGGGGCGCGGCGGCGGCAGGCGGACGAGGCCGAGCAGCGCCUGGCCGAGUGGGAACGCGACCGGAAGCAGCUGCUCGCAGAAACAAGUGACCUCAAGACGAAGGUGGCCAGCCUGGAGGGGGAGCUGAAGCAGCAGCAGGAGUCCACACGGGCCGUGGAAACAAAGGCCCAGCAGCUGCAAGAGGAGGCCGAGCACAGGGCAGAGGCCGAGCGGCAGGUGCAGCAGCUGGAGGAGCAGGUGCAGCUGCUGGCCGGACGGCUGGAUGGGGCUAGCCAGCAGAUCCGCUGGGCCAGCACAGAGCUGGACAAGGAGAAGGCCCGUGUUGACAGCAUGGUCCGCCACCAGGAGUCCCUGCAGGCCAAGCAGCGAGCCCUGCUACAGCAGCUGGACAGCCUGGACCAGGAGCGUGAGGAGCUGCGAGGCAGUCUGGACGAGGCCGAGGCCCGGCGGGUCCACGUGGAGGAGCAGCUGCAGAGUGUGCAGAGCGAGAGGGAGCAGGGGCAGUGCCAGCUCCGGGCCCAGCAGGAGCUGCUGCAGAGCCUGCAGCGGGAGAAGCAAGGCCUGGAGCAGGCGACCACAGACCUGCGGCUGACCAUCUCGGAGCUGGAGCGGGAGCUCAUGGAGCUGAGGGAGCGGGAGCGCCUGCUGGUGGCCUUUCCAGACCUGCACCGGCCUGCUGAGGCCCAAAUUCAAAGCUCUGGUGAUGUCACGGACGACAUGGAGAGGCAGGUGCAGGCCAAUGACAUCCGGAUCCGGGUCCUGCAGGAGGAGAAUGGACGGCUCCAGUCGAUGCUGUCCAAGAUUCGGGAGGUGGCCCAGCAGGGGGGCCUCAAGCUGAUCCCGCAGGACCAGCUCUGGGCCUCUCCCAGCAGAGGACUCCAGAGAGCAGCAACCCCAGCCCAGGCCCAGAGAGCAUCCCCAGGGCCCCUGGGCAGGCGGCACCCGCCUAACAGCAGGACAGCCAGUACGCACAGGACCCUGCCAGGCCAGCCCCGGGCCUCCCCACAACAGCCCUGCAGUCGGCCCAGCAGGUCCUCCCCAGAGGAUGUAACUCACUCCAUCAACUGCGCCCAGAACCCCAUCCGGGCCUUGGCCAGGCUGAGGAGGAGACUGUCACCAGGCCAGGGCCAGGCCAGCCCUGCACACCAGUCACAGGAGCGGCCCACAUAGCCUGCAGUGGGGUGGGGGUGGAGGGCAAGUGGCUGGCAACCCACCUGAUUUAAUAAAGCCUGGGCCAUCUGCCCACAGCGACCUUGGCCUCACAUCACUGGCUGAGGCGGGCAGAGUCCCCUCCCCGUCUUGAGUCUGGGGGUCAUCAGCCAACAGAGGCCUGGCACACUAUGUACCCUCAGUAAAUGGGAGCUUCCUGCCUCCCUCCUGAUGGGGCAGUGGGAGAAGAGGGCACACCGAGGGCAGAAAGAAGCUUCUAGCACCUGGGCCACAUGAAAGUCAGUCUUUUGAUCCCCAUAGCAAAGGCCAAGGGGUAACACGGACCCAGUGAUCCCCACCACCGAAGAGCAGGGUCAGGGUGAGAGGGACGCAGGUUAAGGAAAGCAGCCACCAGGGUAGGCCUGGUGAGGACAUCUGAGGCAAGGAUGGAGUCAGAGGCUGGGGUUCUUGCUCAAGCUCAAGGAGGUAGGCAGGCAGGCAGGGGCCACCCAGCCGUGAACCUGGGGAUGGGGACGUUAAGGACCCAAGAAAGUCAAGCCUUCCUUUCACUGAGGAACACCUCACCUUCCAGAAGGUGAGUCACAAAGGGUUUCUCUAAAUCUAGGAGGCCAGAUCCCUGGGAGGCAAGGCAAGGCUUCACCCCACCAGAGUGGGACAGGCCUUCGCAGAUCUGUACCUUGUGGCCGGUGUACUGAUGCUACCAGCCACCAGGCCCGUGGUGGCCCAGUCUUCCUCCUGAAGCCUCCAGGGAGGCUGAGGGAGCCCUGACCACUUCAUCUGUGAAGGAUAGGUACUAAGACGUUACAGAGGACUGGUGGGGGUCGGGGUAGGGGGUGCUCUUGGCUUUCUGUGACGGUUUUCCCUGGUCAGGAAGCCAGCAAGUAGAGCGCCUCAGUUUACAGAGAAAGGUCAAGAGGGGCUGUGUGUGCAGCUGACGGGCACGGCCCAACUACUGCUCCUGUGCAGCCCGGGGGCUCGCUGAGGGGGUCUGGGAUGUCUGGACCGGGCCCCUCUUGGAUGAGCACCAGCCCUCAGGUGGGCUCCAAGGCAGGGGACCUGGGCCCAAGUGCAGGGGGAGGACUCGUCACAGCCCAGCUCCUCUCUGCAUCCAUUUCAUAGCUCACAGGUCUGUAGGUCAGAAGUCCAGGCCGUGUGGCUGGGUUCUCUGCUCAGAGCCUUAGAAGGCGGAAGUCAGAGCAUCUGCCAGGUUGCAUUCCUCUCACAGGGGACUGGGGAAGAAGCCAGGCUCAUCCUGACUGUUGGCAGAAUUCCGGUUUUUGCAGCUGCAGAACUAAGGUCAUUUCCUUGCUGGCCACUGUCAGCCAGGGCCACUCUUGGCUCUUAGAGGCUGUCUGCCUCCCUUGCCACGUGGCCCCCUCCAUCUUCAAGUCAGCAACAGAGAAUUUCUCAUGAACUGAAUCCCCUCCAUGCUUAAAAUUUCUGACUUCCUCUUCUUUCACCAGCUGGAGCAAACUCGGUUUUUGAUGGGCUCAUGUGGUUAGGUCAGGCCCACUUGGAUACUUUCCCCAUAUUAAGGUCAGCUGUGCCCUAUAACAUAACCUAGUCACUGGAGUAAAACCCACCCGAGUCCCAGUUCCAGGACUACACAAGGCUGGGGGACUCAGGGAUUACAGAAUCUACCUCACACAGGCAGUAGACCCCAAGGUGACUUGUUUCUCUUAAAGCAUCCACACAAAUUUUACAUCUUAU
This is a messenger RNA of Camelus dromedarius (Arabian camel), 4305 nucleotides long. It is a transcript of the gene CCDC157, whose product is annotated as coiled-coil domain containing 157. Bases 442 to 2595 code for a protein of 717 amino acids. The record is from RefSeq and is a predicted model, not a curated record. The transcript is spliced from 12 exons. NCBI's taxonomy places the organism in Eukaryota, Metazoa, Chordata, Mammalia, Artiodactyla, Camelidae.